Messenger RNA from Alnus glutinosa, 1996 nucleotides. RefSeq names its product nuclear pore complex protein NUP50A. The transcript has 2 exons. Gene Ontology annotation, molecular function: GTPase activator activity. The record is from RefSeq and is a predicted model, not a curated record. Lineage: Eukaryota; Viridiplantae; Streptophyta; Magnoliopsida; Fagales; Betulaceae. The coding region runs from base 283 to 1554 and encodes 423 amino acids. Gene Ontology annotation, biological process: intracellular transport. Gene Ontology annotation, cellular component: nuclear pore; cytoplasm.
CCUUCCGCAGCUGAAAUGGAAGGGAGAGGAAACCCUCAGACACAGUAGACACUUCCAUUUCCAAACCCUUCAAUCCAACAAUUUAUUAAAUACAAGAAAAAUAAUAUAAUAAUAUCUUUUCUUUUAUUUAUUUUGUUUUUCAUAUCUCUGAACACACUCUCUGUCUCUCUCUCUCUGAGGAUUUGGCUCUCGGUUUGCCUUUGGUUUCUAGAUACCAGUUUACCCCAAGUCGUUGUGACAAGAGCGUCAUCUCAAGUCUUAGUUUGUUGACUUGAUUCUUCAAUGGGAGAUGCGGAAAAAGCCCUUCCACCUUCAAAGAAGAGGUCUGCUGGAAGGGAACUCACUAAAGAUAACGCUGGUCUUGAUGAUGAGGAAGAUGUUCCUGAACAAGAGACUGGAACUUUCAAGAGGGCCAGUGAAGAGGUGCUGGCAGCCAGAAGAAUUGUCAAAGUUCGUCGAAAUCAGACAGCAUCAGCCCCAUCUUUCAAUCCAUUCGCUGGAAUUAACUUAGUUACUCCUACAGAGUCCAAUGCGACCUCAGCUGAAGUUACAAAUGAAACACAAGCUGCUGGUGACAAGACGGUUUCAGGUGUAGAUGGAAAAGAUGAGGGCUAUAAGCAGUCAGAGAGCAGAACUGAUGAGGCAGAGGGUGAAUCUGCAGCAGAUGAGGGCAAUAAGCAGUCAGAGAGCAGAACUGAUGAGGCAGAGGGUGAAUCUGCAGCACAUAAGGAGAAUGCCCUGGAGAAGGAGAACAGCAAUAUUGGCAGUGAGGUUACUGAAACUAAGUUCGAUAAUGAACAACCUGCAAAAGAAGAAAAGACUGUUGAUGAAGACAAGCAAGAUAACACAGGAGAAAAUGUUAAUUUAGGUGUGGAAGGUACCCCUUUGAGCUCAUUCCAACAGCUUUCAAGCAGCAAAAAUGCCUUUACUGGUCUUGCUGGUACUGGAAUUUCCACCUCUACAUUUUCCUUUGGGUCUAUUUCAAAUGAUGGGUCUACAGUUGGUACUGCUUCUGCGUCUCUUUUUGGAAUGAAAGAUGACAAGCCUUUUAGUCUCGGUCUCUCUAAUAAUGGAAGUUCUUCAAUUUUUGGCACGUCUGGGGCUUCCACUGUUUCAAAGAGUGAGGGAGCUGGCUUCCCAUCAAUGCAGGAGGUUGUGGUUGAGACUGGGGAAGAAAAUGAGGAAGUGGUUUUCACUGCUGAUUCUGUGUUGUUUGAAUUUGUGGAUGGAGGUUGGAAGGAACGUGGAAAGGGAGAACUUAAGGUGAAUACUACAGCUGGGACGGGAAGGGCCAGAGUUCUUAUGCGAGCCAGAGGAAAUUACAGGUUAAUUUUGAAUGCUAGUCUUUACCCAGACAUGAAGCUCACAAAUAUGGAGAAGAAAGGCAUCACUUUUGCCUGCAUUAAUAGUGGUGGUAGUGAAGGGAAAGAUGGUCUUUCUACAUUUGCAUUGAAGUUCAAGGAUGGCUCUAUAGUGGAGGAGUUUCGAGCUGCCGUUACGGCAAAUCAAGGGAAGUUGUCUACGGUUUUGAGGACUCCAGAAAAUUCCCCCUAGGCUUCGGAUGUUGAAAGGUGCUCCCAGUUGAUGCACAGAAAAUUCUACUCUGUCGUGUGAAGUGUCCUGGUACCUUUUUCUCGCGAGAAGAAAGUAGUUUUAGAGUUCGGAAAACCGCAGAGUUACAGAAUCUGUCCUUUUUGUUGUAGUAGUUUAAUUUCAGUCUAGUCUUGGAGAAAAGACUGUUGAGUUCAUUUUGGGUAAGCCCUGGGUUCAGACUGCAUAAUUGGAGCAUGUAAGACAUUAAUAUUGGCCACAGUUUUUUUUUUUUUUUUUUUUUUAUUUCUUUUUAUUUUAAUAGUUGUCCCCUAAAUCUGGGAUAUAUGUUGAAGUGCAAUGUCAUACAAGCAGAGAAGCUGUUCUGAUGUUGCCUUGAAGAUUGGACUAAUGUGAUGUCAUUGUAUCUCUCGCUUGAGCAGUUGAUGGUUGUUUUCCCUUAUUA